AUGUUUCUUUUUCUUCGGCUCCCCUCCUGUUCUAUUAUCCGCUACCCUCUUCAUUGUUGUCCCUUGUCUGUUAAACACACCAGUCAUAAAAACCACACAUCAAGCAAGACAUUCAACAACGCCCAAACACUUUUUACUCGUUUAUCUUUUCUAGUAUUUGAUUUGAUUUGCUUUCUCCAAUCUCUCUCUCUCCUUCCACGGGCAUUUCUUCUUCUUCUUCUUCUUCUUCUUCUUGGUUGUUGUUGUUGUUAUUCUUCUUCUUCUCCUCCUCUCCCUUGUUGUUGUUGUUGUUCUUCUUCUUCUUCUUCUUCUUCUUCUUAUUAUUAUUAUUAUUAUUAUUAUUAUUCUUCUUCUUCUUCUUCUUCUUCUUCUUCUUCUUCUUCUUCUUCUUCUUCUUUCACUCUUUCUUCAAUCUUCUUCCUCUAUUCCUACACUUUUUAUUUUCCUCAUCCUCCUUUCUUCUUCUUCUUCUUCUUCUUCUUCUUCUUCUUCUUCUUCUUCAAUCUUCUUCCUCUAUUCCUACACUUUUUAUUCUCCUCAUCCUCCUUUCUUCUUCUUCUUCUUCUUCUUCUUCUUCUUCCACUCUUUCUUCAAUCUUCUUCCUCUAUUCCUACACUUUUUAUUUUCCUCAUCCUCCUUUCUUCUUCUUCUUCUUCACCCCUUCUCCUUCUUCUUCUCGUGCUCAUCAGUAAAUGA
Acanthosepion pharaonis is the source of this 696-nucleotide messenger RNA. The record is from the annotation of a GenBank genome assembly. Lineage: Eukaryota; Metazoa; Mollusca; Cephalopoda; Sepiida; Sepiidae.